AUGGAUACAGUGUCGGGCCAGACAGAACCAGCGGACAGGAGGGGACCUUCUGCAAGGAACAGGAAAAACCCCAACAACCUCUACAGAAAGUCCAUCAAGCCCCUGAUUGAGAAACGGCGCCGGGCCCGUAUCAACGCCAGCCUGGAACAGCUGAGAAAGUUACUGCAGACCAGCCCAGAGCCCCAGAACUCCCGAGCCCUGUCCCGCUUGGAGAAAGCUCAGAUCCUGGAGAUGACUGUGCAACAGCUUCAGCAGUACAAGAAGCAAGGUGCCACUGCUCCUCCUUCUCCAAACAGCCCUGAUUUUGCUGCCGGUUACCGCCAUUGCAUCAACACUGUCAACUCCUUCCUGAGCUCAGCAGACUCCUCCUUGGACCAGGAGAUGAAGUCUCAGAUCCUGCAGCAGCUGGAACAGACUCCGGGGCUCAGGUCUUCCAUCGCAACCAUUUCCAGACCCUGUUGCCCGCAGAAAGCAGUCUCUGUCCUCUCUCCCCCAUCCUCCUGUUUAUGGGCACCGCCGCCACCUCCUCCUAAGAGGUCUGCGGGACUGACUCCUCCUCUUCCAGACGCCCGCGCAAUCACUGAACAGUCCUGGUCACAGGCCUCCCCCAUCGCAACACCAUCGCCCCAUCCACCUGGCCCUUGGACUCAGCCAAACUCCCCCGCCACCGCAACCCACAUGUGGCGGCCGUGGUGA
Messenger RNA from Heteronotia binoei (common prickly gecko), 696 nucleotides. RefSeq names its product transcription factor HES-1-like. Gene Ontology annotation, cellular component: nucleus. The record is from RefSeq and is a predicted model, not a curated record. Gene Ontology annotation, biological process: regulation of neurogenesis; regulation of transcription by RNA polymerase II; anterior/posterior pattern specification. The coding region runs from base 1 to 696 and encodes 231 amino acids. The transcript is spliced from 4 exons. Lineage: Eukaryota; Metazoa; Chordata; Lepidosauria; Squamata; Gekkonidae. Gene Ontology annotation, molecular function: protein dimerization activity; DNA-binding transcription factor activity, RNA polymerase II-specific; RNA polymerase II cis-regulatory region sequence-specific DNA binding.